Molecule: messenger RNA, 1785 nt
Organism: Ustilaginoidea virens
Lineage: Eukaryota; Fungi; Ascomycota; Sordariomycetes; Hypocreales; Clavicipitaceae
Exons: 5
Coding region: 1-1785 (594 amino acids)
Biological process (GO): protein ubiquitination
Cellular component (GO): cytoplasm
Molecular function (GO): ubiquitin protein ligase activity
Source: RefSeq, a predicted model, not a curated record
AUGGACCAGAUGAAUUUUCUCCCGAAUAACUCUCGGAGAUUUUCUGCCGGCGGAGCUCCUGUACAAGCUUCUCCAAACUCUUGGCUCAUACAAUCCCACCACUCGCGCAUGUCAGCGUGGCAGAACCAACAGCAUCCGUUGCCCUCGAGUUCGGUUUACUAUUCUCAUCAACAUGCCUUUGGACGGCCUUCGAUAGCCCCGGAUUCCGUGCAGCCGCCGCUCCCGAUCCAGCCUGGUACACUACCUCAUCCCGACCGUGGCCUUCGAGCUUUGCAAAAUUCCGACUCUGCUCCCGGAUUAUCUGCAUCACCCGUGUACUGGGCCUCAACCUUGCAGCCAAUGCCGGCCAUCUCAGUGCCCUUACCCGUGAAUAUUUCGGCGGUGAAUUCGAGUAGCGGUGACUCAGCAUCGGUCGCAGGGUUUGGAAGUAUGAAUCCGGGUGGAAGAGGUUUCAUGCUGCAGCCACCUGUAACAGUUGAUUGGACAUCAUCACCAGGUAUUACUUCGGACGCACAGUCACACGUUCCCCUUCGGUUCGCCUUUUCCGAGCGUCUGUCCAAUGAAUCAGAACGUCCGAGCAGCUUCCCAAAUACGGGCCAUUCCUACCCUAUUUCGCCAACUUCGCCUCGCCGCGCCAGCCAGCUACUGUCACCCAGUUCCCAAAGAGUGCAUCGUUCACAGUCAUCCGCUUCUUCGCUUGGAUAUCGUGAUUUUACAGGUCUUCCUUCUCCGGCUUCAGAACGCCGUCGACAACCUCACGCUAGAGCCCGGAGGAUCGCUGGCUCCCGUCAAUCGGGGUCUGACCCAAGUCGGUCGUUGGAGGAGGCGAAUGACUAUGCGUUUGGUGACAGCCCAACGCGGGCACCGAGGCUGAACCGCCGGAACACCCAUGGAGCAAUUCAUUCGGAUGAAAGCGUAGCCCGCCAAAUUCAAAUGCUCCGCGGCGCCGUGUCUAGCAAGUUGGUGGCUUCCAAAGCGGCUUUGCAAUCACUGGAGAGUGUCGACAUCUCUGAUUUGCCAAACGACGAGAAGAUAUGUGUUAUUUGCUACAAUGCAUAUGGCGUAGCUAGUCCAGAAGGAGUGAAUGAAGCGCCUCUUCGUCUACCUGCGUGUAAGCACGUCUUCGGAGAUCACUGCAUUAAGAAAUGGUUGGAGGAUUCGGACAGCUGCCCAUAUUGCCGAAACAAACUUCAAUCGGAGCAAAAACACUCCUAUGGAUCAGCAAGGACGUUUAUGAACAUGAUGAGGAUGCGGGGCUUGCCCCUACCGGCUGGCAUAACCGACGAGUUACUCACAAGGCUAGCGACUCGGCCGAUGACAGAGUCGGAGCUCCACGAGUUAUUCACCCGAGCAGUGCGUCCUGCAGAACGCCGAUCGCCCCCGGAUGACGACGCAGCUGGUCAGGAUCAACGAAGAACACGCCAACGCCGCAACGGUCCUACCCCAGUUCCCGACUCGUCACCGUCCAGCCUGCUUCAGUCCGCGUCUCGCAACUUGAUGCUGGCAGAAGGUCCAUGGAGCGUGUACCCGGCACUAAGCGGAGCUGCGCAACCUUAUCCUCAACAAAGGUCGCAAACCAGGCCUGCGAACGAGCUGAAUGAGAGACGGGUUGUAGCAGAAACGUCAAACCCAACCAGGACACAAACUCGGAAUACUGACCCGGAGGCUCCGGUGAUUGCGCAUGGGUCAUCAAUCCGAAACCCGAGCUUGUCAAGCUCGACGCAUACAACGAGGAAUGCCCAACGUCCUACUACCACCGUCAUCUCUACGGCCAAGCAGGAAUAG